This is a messenger RNA of Medicago truncatula (barrel medic), 1133 nucleotides long. Its product is annotated as receptor-like protein 7. The coding region runs from base 79 to 1008 and encodes 309 amino acids. The transcript has a single exon. The record is from RefSeq and is a predicted model, not a curated record. Lineage: Eukaryota; Viridiplantae; Streptophyta; Magnoliopsida; Fabales; Fabaceae.
CAUCAAUAACUUAGCCUCUGAUGAUCUUCUUGGUUAUCCUAAAACAUCAUCUUGGAAUUCCAGCACAGAUUGUUGCUCAUGGGAUGCGUUAAAUGUCAUGAGCACACAGACCAUGUGAUUCACAUUGAUCUUAGUAGCAGCCAACUCUAUGGUAGAAUGGAUGCAAAUAGCAGUCUCUUUCGCCUUGUGCACCUUCGAGUUCUUGAUCUUUCUGACAAUGACUUCAAUUACUCUCAAAUCCCAUCCAAGAUAGGUGAGCUUUCACAAUUAAAACAUCUGAAACUUUCCCUGAGCUUCUUUUCUGGAGAAAUUCCACCACAAGUUUCACAGUUGUCCAAGUUGUUGUCUCUUGAUCUAGGCUUCAGAGCUACAGACAAUCUGCUGCAACUCAAAUUAUCCAGUCUCAAAAGCAUAAUUCAAAACUCAACAAAACUUGAGACCCUUUAUCUUAGUUCUGUAACAAUUUCAUCUAAUUUACCAGAUACACUCACAAAUCUAACUUCAUUGAAAGCACUGUCUCUAUACAAUUCUGAAUUGUAUGGUGAAUUUCCUGUUGGAGUAUUUCAUCUUCCAAACUUGGAAGUUCUGGAUUUGAGAUCUAAUCCAAAUCUCAAAGGAAGUUUACCUGAGUUUCAGUCUAGUUCACUCACCAAGUUAGGACUUGAUCAGACAGGUUUCUCUGGUACACUGCCAGUGUCUAUUGGAAAGCUUACUUCUUUAGAUACUCUAACAAUUCCAGAUUGCCAUUUUUUUGGAUAUAUUCCUUCUUCACUUGGCAACCUCACACAACUCAUGCAGAUAGACCUUAGAAAUAACAAAUUUAGGGGCGACCCUUCUGCAUCCUUGGCCAAUCUUACAAAACUAAGCGUCUUGGAUGUUGCUUUGAAUGAAUUUACUAUUGAGACCUUCUCAUGGGUAGGUAAGCUCUCGUCAUUAAUUGCCUUGGAUAUAUCCUCAGUCAAAAUUGACAGUAACAUCCAUUAUCUUUUGCAAAUCUCACUCAGCUAGUACUUUUAAGUGCAGCAAAUAGCAAUAUAAAGGGUGAAAUUCCAUCUUGGAUUAUGAACCUAACAAAUUUAGUUGUCUUGAACCUACCCUUUAAUUCUUUGCAUGGAAAGCUAGAGUUAGACAAG